Acanthamoeba castellanii str. Neff is the source of this 876-nucleotide messenger RNA. RefSeq lists its product as uncharacterized. The coding region runs from base 1 to 876 and encodes 291 amino acids. The transcript has a single exon. NCBI's taxonomy places the organism in Eukaryota, Discosea, Longamoebia, Acanthamoebidae. The record is from RefSeq and is a predicted model, not a curated record.
AUGGAAGAACUGAAAGCCACGAAGAAGCGCUUGCGUGGAGAGCACAACACCCUCAUGUGGCCCAUCACUCAACUCGGUGAGAGGUUUGCUGCCUUUACCGACAAGGUAAAGCGACAGUGCCGGCAAUUUGAGGAAGAGGUCGAGGUCUUGCAGGCUGCGCUCACGCCCACACUCGGGCAGGUUGAAGCGCAACUUGAAGCCGUGGAGGCCAUUCAGUCGUUGUUCUCGACUGUCGCUGCUGCCAAAGAUCCCUCGGCGGGUGUGUUCUACAACUGCGCAGAGCAGGAGACCAUUAUCAGCCUGCUUCGUCAACUUCACAACAGCGAGCAGCCGUACAACCCACUGCCGAUGGUCAUAAGCCAGGCGCUCUACGAACGCAUCCGCUCGGGCAUCGUGCGCAUCGUCAAAGCCCGAUAUGAGAACAUAUUGAAACUGGAUGACUGCCUCUCGCCGGAGCAAGCGCCGCCCAUCCCCAGUGAGAAGAUGUACUCUGUCCCAGAGGGCGAUGGACUCAAAGAGGAGGUCGUCGUGGAUUCGUGGCUGCGUGCCGUGGACAAGGACACCUUUGCGGAGUGGGUGAACGAGAAGAGAGCUCUCUGCGUCGAUGCGCCCACCACCGGAGACGACCACAAAGGACUGUGCGAGGAGCCCACUGUCUGCCUCGAGGGUGUUCUCGUCUACUUUGUGCCGCUCGACCCCAUCGAAGGUUCCAUCAAGAACAGCGACGGUGGCGAUGUUAAGGCAGGAUCGACUCACCGAGAGGAAAUCAAAGCCGAAACGCACGAAGACGUCUUUGCUGCAUGGGAUGCCGUCUGCGCCACUUUGCCCAAGGGCCUCUUUAGGGUCGAGGUGGAAGGGUUAGAAACCGACCCUUAG